Eremomyces bilateralis CBS 781.70 is the source of this 237-nucleotide messenger RNA. RefSeq lists its product as uncharacterized. The record is from RefSeq and is a predicted model, not a curated record. The coding region runs from base 1 to 237 and encodes 78 amino acids. Lineage: Eukaryota; Fungi; Ascomycota; Dothideomycetes; Eremomycetales; Eremomycetaceae. The transcript has 2 exons.
AUGCUCUUCAUGAUCAUCGAGCAUUUCACCAAUGCUCCCGCCGUGUACGCCCGCUUGGCGGAGGGGGGUCGAUUGGCUCCCGCGGGGUUGACGUCAUGGGAGUGCGAGGAUCGGUCGCUGCUGGAGGACUGGAUGAGGAACUGGGCGGAUCUGGUGCGGUUCGAGGUGGUACCCAUCAUCGCCUCCGCGGAAGCGGCGGUGGUGCAACGGGAUGAUCAUACGGGGGCGUCGGCAUAG